GUUUCUGGUAAGGGCUAGCUAGUCCUCUUCUCUUCUGCUUCCCUCUCGAGGGCAGGGUUCUUCCUAGGGUUCUCUCGAUUUUCAUGCUAUUCCAAUUUCGUCCCUUCCCUCUCUUUUGUUUCACGGAAUUGGAGCUCUGAAUUUUGACGAUGAACAAAAAACCGUGAGUGGUUGAGAGGGCCUUUCGUUGAUUAAGUUUGUGUCAAUGGUAUGGAUGAAGUAUUAGGUGAUGAGGUGGCUGCUGCCGAUCCAGAUGAGGAUGCUCACAUCAUGAACAAGGAGGGUGAGUAUAUAGCAAAACUUGAUAGCUGCAACAUGCUGCGCUCACGAGAAAUGGUCAUACCUGCUGGUUUGAAUUUACCUGAGAGCACAUUCCAUGUAUUAGGAGACAUUUCAGAGGAUAAGAAUGUAAACAGGAAUUUAGGCCGUGAGGAUGUAUUGAAACUUGCAUGUGCUACCCAACAUGAUUUGGAUGAUGUAGGUGGCAUGGUCGAAGAGUUAACUUUGAGAAAGUUUAAUAGUUCAAACUUACCCAUGGUUGGUACAUCCAAUAGCACAGAAACAAUACAGAUGAGGCAGAAUCAGUGGCAGCAUCUUUAUCAGUUGGUGGGUGAAACAGGAAGUGAGAAUUCAUAUGGCAACAGAGACAACAGUCAUGCCAUGCCUGGUAUCUUUCAGUAUGCAGGGAAGAAAUCUAUCCCUGAGAUUUUGGGUCAGAAACCAUUUAGUGAUGACCAUAGUGUAGCAAUGGAACAGUUGACAAGUGGAAGCAAUGAGGUUUCCAGCAGUAUGUCAUCUCAAAGACGUAUUGAGACAAAGAUUCUAUCAAAAUCCGGAUUUUCUGAAUUUUUUGUUAAAACUAUGUUGAAGGGUAAAGGGGUCAUAUGUAGAGGCCAACCUCAUACUGGGUUUAGAACUGAACCUGAAGGUCAGAAUUAUGUAAAAUCUACUGGAGGCCCUCCAGUGGCUCCUAGUGUUUCACUCAAGGCUGUUGGUGGCUCUUCUAUGGCAUCUCAUGCGUCACUAAGCAUGGGAACCAAAACUGCUACAACUUCUUCCUAUGCUGCGACUGGGCCAGGGAGUGUUGAUUGUAACAAUGAUGGAGUGAGUUUGAGAGAUUGGCUGAAAGCUGGGGGCCAUAUAGCUAAUAAAGCCAAGGGGUUGCAUAUAUUUCGACAAAUUGUGGAUCUGGUGGAUUAUUCUCAUUCUCAAGGAGUUGUUUUGCACAACUUACGGCCAUCCUUUUUCAAGUUGUUGCAAUCUAAUCAGAUUAAACAUGUUGGCACAGAUAUCCAGAAAGACCAUUCAGAUAUCCAAGACUUUCCCCCCUCAAACAAUUGCUUGGUUAAGAGACGGCUGAUGGAGGAGAUCAUGAUUCCCUCAGUAUGUGCUAAGAAGCAAAAAUUUAAUGAGAACUUGAACUUGAAAAGAUCGCCUAUGUUUCAAUCAAGACCUGCUGUCAAAAUAGGAACCACAAAGAACAGCGACAUCAAUAUCAAUAUGACUGGGAUUCAUUUUUUGCAGGAUGAAUCAAAUGAACAUGAUGCCCAUGCAGAACAUAGCAAUUCCAAUAGCCCUCGUCUAUCUAAUACAGCUCAACAGCAGUCAACCUUUGUAAAGGAGCAAUUGGAAGAUAAAUGGUAUGCAAGUCCAGAAGAGCUCAAUGAUGGAGUUUGCACUAUUUCUUCAAAUAUUUACAGUCUGGGUGUACUCCUUUUUGAGUUACUUUGGCAUUUUGACUCUGAGAAAGCACAUGCUGCUGCAAUGUCAGAUUUGCGUUAUAGGAUUUUUCCUCCAAAUUUUCUGUCAGAAAAUCUCAAGGAAGCUGGAUUUUGUCUACAGCUACUCCAUCCUGAACCUUCACUGCGCCCAACAACCAGGGAUAUCCUACAAUCUGAAGUAAUUAGUGGGUUCCAGGAGGUGCUUGCAGAAGAAUUAUCGUCAUCCAUUGACCAAGAAGAUGCUGAAUCAGAACUAUUAUUGCAUUUCCUCGUUUCAUUGGAAGAUCAAAAGCAGAAGCAUGCAUCCAAGUUAGUGGAAGAUAUUGGGUGGUUGGAAGCAGAUAUCAAAGAGGUUGGGAGAAGGUACCAUUCUAAGAGUCCUUUAGUUCAUUCUUCUGUUAAUGCCAGGGAAAGCAGGCACCUUGGUAAAGAACUAUCAUUUUCAGAGUCACAUAUUAGUUUAGCCCAAAGUUCCAGUGCAAACGGAAUGAGGUCAAUGAGAAAUAUUGAUCAGCUUGAAACUGCUUAUUUCUCCAUGAGAUCCAAACUCCAGCUUCCUGAGACUGAAUCUAUAACAAGACCUGAUAAGGAUGUACUAAAAAACUGUGAUAACUGGUGUUUGGCACAGAAUGAUGGAGAAAUACAGAAACCUACUGAUUAUCUUGGAGACUUUUUUGAUGGUUUGUGCAAGUAUUCCCAAUAUAGUAGGUUUGAAGUGCGUGGGUUACUGAGAAGUGGGGAGUUCAAUAAUUCUGCAAAUGUAAUCUGUUCUCUGGGUUUUGACCGGGAUGAGGAUUAUUUUGCUGCUGCUGGCGUGUCAAAGAAAAUAAAGAUAUUUGAGUUUAAUGCAUUUUUCAAUGACUCUGUUGAUAUACAUUAUCCAGUCAUUGAGAUGUCAAACAAAUCAAAACUCAGCUGUAUUUGUUGGAACAGCUAUAUCAAGAGCUACCUGGCUUCAACAGACUAUGAUGGCGUGGUUAAGUUAUGGGAUGCAAGUACCGGUCAAGCAGUCAAUCAAUACGUUGAACAUGAAAAGAGGGCUUGGUCUGUUGACUUUUCUCAAAUUUAUCCAACAAAAUUAGCCAGUGGGAGCGAUGACUGCUCCGUGAAACUGUGGAGCGUUAAUGAGAGAAGUUGCUCGGGGACAAUCAGGAAUAUUGCAAAUGUCUGCUGUGUUCAGUUCUCUGCUCACUCCACUCAUAUGCUGGCCUUUGGAUCUGCAGAUUAUAAAACAUAUUGUUAUGAUCUUCGGAAUACCAGAGUUCCCUGGUGUGUACUGACUGGCCAUGAUAAAGCUGUGAGCUAUGUGAAAUUCCUGGACUGUGAAACUAUAGUUACUGCUUCCACUGACAAUACAUUGAAGCUAUGGGACCUAAAUAAAACCAAUAGUGGCCCAUCCAACGCUUGCAGCUUAACCUUCCGUGGACAUACUAAUGAGAAGAACUUUGUGGGUUUAUCCAUUGCUGAUGGUUACAUAGCUUGUGGUUCAGAAACAAAUGAGGUUUUUUCUUACCAUCGAUCACUACCCAUGCCAAUCACUUCACACAAGUUUGGUUCCAUUGAUCCUAUUUCUGGGAGAGAGACUGAUGAUGACAGUGGGUUGUUUAUUUCAAGUGUCUGCUGGAGAGGGAAAUCAGACAUGGUCAUUGCUGCCAAUUCAAGUGGAUGCAUUAAAGUGUUGCAGAUGGUAUAAGGUAAGAGUUAGCUGCCGAGAAUGACCAAACAACCUUAGAACUAUCAAGUUGUUUCCUGGAUGCCUAUUAUUGAGUAAGCUGUUAAGUCAUCUAGGGUUCUAGCCAUGUGCCAGAGAUGGAAGGGCUGAAAGUCAGUUCAGUGGCUCAUUAUAUGGCUUUUGAUGACCAAAAUAGAGAGCAAGAUACUGGUGGAAAAUGUUUACAGUCUCAAUAAAGAUACUGCAAUGAUCCCAUUUACCUGGAGCCCCAAAAUAAUCAAACUGUAAAAUCUAGACAGAAAUUUUUUAGAUGGAAAUAACUGGCAGAAAAGCGAAUUUCCUGCUCAAUGCUUCAAUAACAAGUUUGUGAUGUUGGUAGGUGCCCUUACUGCUUUACUUGCUUCAAAAACAACAAUGCAGUCCCAAUAAGGUUUUGGGUGGAGGAGACUAUAGCAUCAACAGACAGACAUGCUUCUUCAUAAGAAAGCUUAGAAGGCUUAUUGGUUUUUGUUUUUAUUUUAGAAGGCUUUUUGUUUUUUGUUUUAAUCUUAUACCCAAUUCCAAGGAAUUCUUUAUUGGUUUGUAUAAAAGCAGUAAAUGUAACGAUGUUUACAUGUGUAUAUUUACAAAUUUUUAUAGUUGUCAUUGAAGAUUGCACUACACACAAUAACUAACUUUACCCAGU
Messenger RNA from Rubroshorea leprosula, 4078 nucleotides. The record is from the annotation of a GenBank genome assembly. NCBI's taxonomy places the organism in Eukaryota, Viridiplantae, Streptophyta, Magnoliopsida, Malvales, Dipterocarpaceae.